This is a messenger RNA of Meriones unguiculatus (Mongolian gerbil), 1860 nucleotides long. It is a transcript of the gene Dpep1, whose product is annotated as dipeptidase 1. Lineage: Eukaryota; Metazoa; Chordata; Mammalia; Rodentia; Muridae. Gene Ontology annotation, biological process: proteolysis. The coding region runs from base 454 to 1695 and encodes 413 amino acids. The record is from RefSeq and is a predicted model, not a curated record. Gene Ontology annotation, molecular function: metallodipeptidase activity. The transcript is spliced from 11 exons.
GAGAUGGCCGCCCAGGCGUCUCUUCUGGAUUCCCAACUCGGUUAACUUGACAUUCUGACUCCCGAGGUGGAGGGCUCAGGUUACUGCCUGUGGCCCCUGAGACUUGUCAUUCUGCAGACUUUUGACCCGGAGGCCCAGACCCCACCGGAUGCUCUGAGUUACUGAGGGCUUGCGUGUCUUUCGGAGACAAGGAACAGCUGACAUGUGUGAGGCAUUAUCCCUGUCUGCUCUCCUUGGCACAUUGUGGAGCCCCGGGGGAGUUUCCCUUUUAAAGAGGUGGCCCGUCAAAGCUGGAGGACUCGGGAGCAGCCUGCCAGUCUCUCUGGGUUUCAGUCACAGGACUGAAGCCACAUUUGUACCCCCCGACCUGCGUGUGUCCGUGGCCAGGGCAGAGGUGCCAAGGCAGCUGUGGAAGCAGAUCCCUGGGGACGUUUGGAACUAUCUAGGAAACAAAUGUUGACCCUCUGGUGGUUCUGGCCUCUGCUGGCCAUCUGUGCUUCCGACUCCUUCCGGGACCGGGCGCUGGAAAUCAUGAGGAACACACCGGUCAUCGACGGGCACAACGACUUGCCUUGGCAACUGCUGGAUUUGUUCAACAACCAGCUGCAGGACCAGAGGGCGGACUUGAACACGCUGACUAAAACACACACCAACAUCCCUAAGCUGAAGGCUGGCUUUGUGGGGGGCCAGUUCUGGUCUGCGUACUUGCCUUGUGACACCCAAAACAAAGACGCUGUGAAAAGAAUUUUGGAACAGAUGGAUGUCGUACACCGAAUGUGCCAGCUCUAUCCCGAGACCUUCUUGUGUGUCACCAAUAGUUCAGAUAUCCUACUGGCUUUCCAGAGUGGGAAAGUGGCCAGUCUGAUUGGCGUGGAAGGCGGCCACCUGAUCGACAGCAGCCUGGGCGUCCUGCGGGCACUCUACCAUCUGGGCAUGCGGUACCUGACCCUCACCCACAACUGCAACACGCCCUGGGCCGACAACUGGCUGGUGGACAAAGGAGAUGACAAGGCUGAGAGCCAAGGAUUGUCAGACUUCGGGAAGCGCGUGCUGAAGGAGAUGAACCGCCUGGGUGUCAUGAUUGACUUGUCUCACGUGUCUGUGGCCACCAUGAAGGCUGCUCUGCAGCUCUCCAAGGCUCCGGUCAUAUUCAGCCACUCCUCUGCCUACAGCCUGUGUCCACACAGGCGGAACGUACCUGAUGAUGUGCUCCAGAUGGUGAAGAACACAAGCAGUCUGGUGAUGGUUAACUUCUACAGUGAGUUUGUGUCCUGCUCAAAGGAUGCCAACUUGUCCCGAGUGGCUGACCACCUGGACUACAUCAAGAAGGUGGCGGGCCCUGGGGCUGUGGGCCUUGGAGGAGACUAUGACGGUGUUCCCAAGCUUCCUGUGGGGCUGGAGGAUGUUUCCAAGUACCCAGAUCUGAUAGCAGAACUUCUCAGGAGGAAAUGGACGGAGACCGAGGUCAAAGGUGUACUAGCUCACAACCUGCUGCGGGUCUUCUCUGAUGUGGAAAGGAUAAGCAAUGACAUGCAAGGCAUGCAAGGUCCUGAGGAAGAGCCUAUCUCCCUGGCCAAGCUGGAAGGCGGCUGCAGGACACGCUACGGCUACUCACAGGCCCCCAGCAUCCACUUCCAGAGAGGGGCCCUGUUGGCCUCCCUGGCUCCCCUGCUCUUCAGUCUGCAUCUCCUGUGACAUCCUAAGGACCAGAACCUCCUUCAGAGCGCUCAGAGCUCAUGGAACACUGGACAAGCCCAGGGCCCUGCUGCCCAUGCAAAACCACACCCUCUCCCGAACAAGCAGUGUGCCUACCUGGGGACAGCUCAAGGCCUUCAAUAAACACAGCUCUUUAAGUCCUGA